UUACGUAAAUUCUCUUUAAAGCAAGUCUUUGCUCCUCUCCUUUUUCUUAGCCUUCAAUUCAACCCAUUCUCUCUCUCUCUCCCCCUCAAAAGAAGAGAACAUGUGGAAGACGAAGACACCAAUUCUCUGUUUGCUUAUCGCCGCCGCGAUCUCGGCGAAGCCAUCGUCAUCCGCCACAGACACCUUCGUCUAUGGCGGCUGUUCUCAGCUGAAGUUCUCACCUGCCUCCGCCUACGAGUCCAAUCUCAACUCUCUCCUCUCUUCCCUCGUCAGCUCCGCCGCUCUCGGUCGCUUCGCCAACUUCACCGUCCCCGGCGGAGGAUCCACCGUCUACGGCCUCUUCCAGUGCCGGGGAGACCUGGACGCGGGGGCGUGCUCCGCGUGCGUCUCACGCGCCGUCUCGCAGCUAGGCAACAUCUGCCUGGACGCCUGCGGUGGCGUGCUUCAGCUCGAGGGCUGUCUCGUCCGCUACGACAACGUCUCGUUCCUUGGCGCGGAGGACAAGACGCUCGUCCUCAAGAAAUGCGGACCGAACAUCGGUUUCGACGGUCAGGACGUGUUGACCAGGAGAGAUGACGUGGUAGGUUCGCUUGGGUCCAGUGGUGGGUCCUACAGGGUGGGUGGGACCGGAGACGUACAGGGUGUGGCUCAGUGCGUGGGGGAUCUCAGUCCGAGCGAGUGCCAAGAUUGCUUGUCAGAGGCGACAGGACGGCUCAGAUCCGACUGCCCCAUGGCCAAGUCGGCUGACGUGUACUUAGCCAAAUGCUACGCUCGCUACCACUCCGGUGACUCCGGCUCCUCCGGAGGUGGCACCGACAAAGACAAGGAUCAAGAUGUGGAGAAAACGCUAGCGAUAAUCAUAGGCAUCGUUACCUUAACCAUAUUGCUGGUUAUCUUCCUUUCUUUUAUUGGGAAACAGUGCCGUAAGUUACAAGAUGGAAAGUAGUGAUCUAAAAAUAUACCAAAUUAAUGGGAAAACGGGGAAGGAGAUCAUCAAUCACAAGCGGAGCUGCAUGCUACGACUUGCUUUUGUUGUGUGUGUAUAUAUAUGUGUGUACGUUCAUAUAUAUAUAUAUAUAUAUAUAUACAUACUGUCUUUUUUGUAUGUGCAUGGAAGAGUCACUAUAUAUAUUAAAGGAUGGAUACAACUAUAGAGAUAGAGUGAUGGAAGCCCCCACCCAAUUGCUCUCAUCUUUAAUCGUCUCUUCUUUUGGGUUGAUGAGACCUCAUCAUUUAUUUUGUAUUUACUUUUUGCAUCUGUUUCUCUAAGAAUGUCACUUUCUUUCUCUUC
Molecule: messenger RNA, 1291 nt
Organism: Tarenaya hassleriana
Lineage: Eukaryota; Viridiplantae; Streptophyta; Magnoliopsida; Brassicales; Cleomaceae
Product: cysteine-rich repeat secretory protein 2
Exons: 4
Coding region: 101-946 (281 amino acids)
Cellular component (GO): plasmodesma
Source: RefSeq, a predicted model, not a curated record